Messenger RNA from Cyprinus carpio (common carp), 6000 nucleotides. It is a transcript of the gene acin1a, whose product is annotated as apoptotic chromatin condensation inducer 1a. The record is from RefSeq and is a predicted model, not a curated record. Lineage: Eukaryota; Metazoa; Chordata; Actinopteri; Cypriniformes; Cyprinidae. Gene Ontology annotation, molecular function: nucleic acid binding.
GACGCGCUGACGUCGGUGAGGAAGGCGUUGCGGUCCUCGUGAGCUACAGAACGAGCGAAGGGAAUCAAGAUGGCGGACCUCGAAGACGUUACGCUGGACGGGAGGCCGCUCCAUUCGCUCCGGGUGGCGGAUUUGAAAGCGGCAUUGGAAGAAAGAGGGCUUCCGAAAAGCGGACAGAAGAAUGCACUCAUCAAGAGGCUCAAAGGGGCUCUCAUGUUGGAGAACCUUCAGAAAACCUCCACUCAUCACAUUGGCCUGCAACCGAACUCCCGGAUUGGGGAGGAAAUGAGUCAGAACAGCUUCAUUAAACAGUACCUGGCCAAACAGCAAGAGCUUCUCAGGCAGCGCUUGGAGAGAGAAGCACGAGAGGCAGCCGAAACUGAUGGAACAGCCAAUGAAGACCACACAGAGGCCAGUGACAGUAUUUGUGCUGCUCCUAACCAGGAUGUGGCUCCCUCCUUAGUUGACCAACACAAAGGAGGUACAGCAGUGUCUGGGGGAUUUGGGGUGAGUGAGAGUGAUGAGCUCACAGAAAAAGAAACCCCUGAGCAGCCAUCCCCCUCCACACCUGCCCAGCCUUGCGCAAUAGCCUCUUUAUCUGUGCGGGUUGUUGGUGAAAGAGCACCAACUUCAAGCCAUGUACCAGCUGACAGUGGUGAUGACAGUGAAGGCGGGGAUGACAAUGAUGAAGAUGAGGAGGAGUGGAACGCCAAUGCUCAACGGAGUCGUCGAGCACAGCCUCCAAAAAGCCAACCGUUGAGGGAAAGAUCUGGUAGCUCACAGCAACCACAGCAGCCGCCCCCCCAACACAUACCUUUACUUUCACAGCAGCUCAGACAGCCCACUCCUCCUCCAUCCCCUCCUCCUGAACUCUCUUUUCCACUCCCAGACACACCUAAACAGAGCCCACCUAGUCCUGGAGAGCCCCCAUCUAGGCAGCGCAUAUCUAGUUCUUCGAGCUCUGGUAGUUCAAGUAGUGACAGUCGUAGCAGUAGCCCUGAACCAGCAGGCGACUCCACAGAACGCAGACCAGGCCCACUGACCUUACUGGCACGCAAGAUGGCAUCUGAGGGAGCCUUCUCUGGGGCAGGAAAGCGUGAUAGGGAGGGAAUGGAUGGACAGAGAAGCCACCAUGAUGGGGUUGUGUCCGCAAUUACGCACACAGCUAAUGCAGCUUCAGUUUUGUCAUACCCUAGUUCAGUGAUCUCAAACCAAGGUGUUGGUGUCGUUAGGUCAGCGAUGGUGGAAAAGAGUGAUGGCAUGAAGCAUGAUGAGGGUAGCCAUCUUUUAUGGGAGCAAGAAAACAAAAAGAGGGAAAGGGAAAGACAGCGAGAACAAGAAAGGCUGAAAGCCCUAGAAAAGGAGAAGGCAUUGGAAGAAGAGCGAGCACGAGUUUUGGAACGGGAAAGACAAGAACGAGAAGAAGCUCUGAAACGGGAGAGGGCUUUACAGCGAGAAAGGGAAGAAAAAGAAAAGGCCUUACAGCAGGAAAGGGAAGAGAAAGAGAAGCUUGAAAGAGAACAAGCUUUGGAAAGAGAGCGAGAACGAUUAGAGAGAGAACAAGCUCUGGAACGAGAGAGGCAAAAAAAGGAGCGACUGGAGAGAGAGAGGCAGGAAGCUUUAGAGCGGGAGAGAUUGGAGAGAGAGAGGCUGGAGAAAGAAAGACAAGAACGAGAACAAGCCUUAGAGAGGGAGAGACUCGAGAAAGAAAGACUUGAGAAGGAAAGACAAGAACGAGAACAAGCUCUAGAGAGGGAGAGAUUGGAGAGAGAGCGGCUUGAGAAGGAAAGACUAGAAAGAGAACAAGCUCUAGAGAGGGAGAGAUUGGAGAGAGAGCGGCUUGAGAAGGAAAAACUAGAACGAAAACAAGCUCUAGAGAGAGAGAGAUUGGAAAGAGAGCGGAUUGAGAAGGAAAGACUAGAAAGAGAACAAGCUCUAGAGAGGGAGAGAUUGGAGAGAGAGCGGCUUGAGAAGGAAAGACUAGAAAGAGAACAAGCUCUAGAGAGGGAGAGAUUGGAAAGAGAGCGGCUUGAGAAGGAAAGACUAGAAAGAGAACAAGCUCUAGAGAGAGAGAGAUUGGAGAGAGAGCGGCUUGAGAAGGAAAGAUUAGAAAGAGAACAAGCUCUAGAGAGGGAGAGAUUGGAAAGAGAGCAUCUUGAGAAGGAAAGACAAGAACGAGAGAGACAGGAAAAAGAACAAGCUCUAGAGAGGGAGAGGCAGGAGAAAGAAAGGCAAGAAAGAGAACAAGCUUUGGAGAAGGAGAGACUGGAAAGAGAAGCUGCUUUGGAGAAAGAGAGACAAGAAAUGGAGAGGGCCAAAGAACAGGAAAAGCUGGAGAAAGAGAGGGCUUUGGAAAGAGAAAGGCAUGAAAGAGAAGCCGCUCUGGAACUCAAGAAGCAAGAGCGAGAAAGACUUGAGAAAAAGAAAGCUUUGGAAGAAGAACGGUUGCAGAAAGAACAAGCUCUUGAGCGUGAGAGACAAGCACAUAGGAAAGCAGAUGAGGAGCGAGAGCGAGCUUUGGAAAAAGAGAGAGAGGAGCAAGAGAGGGCUUUAAAAGAAGAGCAACAGAGAGCCUUGGAGCAAAAAAGAGUCCAGGAGGAAAAAGAAAAGGCUUUGAAACAUGAAAAAGAGGAGAAACGUGAGAAAGAAAGAGAAAGUCGUCUUCCUCUGUGGAAGCGUAGUCGUGAUAUCGGUGGUCUCUCCUAUCCAGCGCCCCAUGCUGCUUCUCUGGAAAGUCCAACAGAGAAGCCCGACGAUAGUGAGACUGGUGAACCUCAGAGCACUGGCAAAGAUGCUCGAUCUACAGAGCCUGUCCCACAGCAGUCACCCAUAGCUGCAACACAACUGUCUCCUCAAUCUUCUUCUAAGAAGUCCCGCUUCCUUAGAGAUGCCCCUCUGACAACUCCUCUCCCCUCCUCUCCAACUUCUGUGCUAAAGAGACCUCGUACUUUCUCAGAUAGCCCCAUGCCACAAGCCCCGUCAAUUCCAUUAAGAUCGAAGCUUGAGGAAAAAGAUGCUGCUCCAGUCCGUCAAACAUCAGUCCUUGUGUCAGCACCUCAUGAGCUUGAGAGCAAAACCCCCAAGGUGUCUGCCCAACAACAUGCACCACAAGAGGAAGAGAAGAUGGAGACAUCAGAGGAUAGUGAGGCAAGCAAAGACACUAAACAUAAGACACUCAGAAGAGUUGAGGAUGAGGAGAAAUCUCCUUUACCUCCUCCAGAGGAGAAGAAAAGAGGAAGGGAAAGGGAAAAGAAAGAGGUGGAGAAGAAAGAAAGAAAAUCAUCAUCCUCCAGCGAUUCCUCUUCAUCUGACACCAAUUCUGGGUCUUCAUCCUCCUCAAGCUCCUCCAGUUCAUCAUCAUCAGAGGAGGAGGAGGAGAAAAGUCAUUCCACUUCAGAUAGUAGGAAGUCUAAAGAGGUCCAGAAAGAGUCUUCAUCUCAGGCCAUGGAAGAAGUUGGUCAAACUGUGGCUGAAAAGCCUCCAACCGCCCAACGCAAAAAACAAGUCUUCACAGAGCAGGAAGAAAAAGACAUGGGCAAUGAGGAUGUCAUUCAAACCAAGAAACCCUGCCAUGAACUACAAGAUGAAAAGGAAACAAGGGAAAGAAAGGAUGAUAUUGACGAAGAUGACACUAACAAAGACACUACCAGUAUUGAGGUGAAGGAGGCUGUCAUGGCGGAGCCUGAGAAGGUUCCAGAGAGCAGUGAGGAGAACACCACGCCAAAGACCUUCUCGGCCCGAAGGAUUUCUCUCGGCAGCAGCAAACCGUCUCCUGGGGUGGUGAGUUCGGAGGGAGAAGCGGAGGCCGCAAGCAGUGCUGGCGCUGGCAGAAAAAGAAGAUGGGGCGCUAGUACAGCUGUCACUGCCAAGAAACCCUCCAUCAGUAUCACCACAGACUCUUUGAAGUCUUUAAUACCAGACAUCAAGCCUGCUUUGGGUCAGGAGGCUGUGUUAGACCUGCAUCCGGAGGAGAUGCAUCUCUCUGGGGAGGAGGAAGGAGGAGAGAGAGGCGACCAAGACCUGAAAAUUAGGCGAACUGUAACACAGGUUGUGCCCUCUGACACACAAGAGAAUGGACAGAAAGAAUCUAAAAGAAGUGAACAUGAGGAUGAGGAAGAAAGAAGUGAAGGGCAGGAUAUGCUUAGCCAGGAGGAAAAGAUGGAAAGCUCCAUUCAGGUUUCCAUGGAGACAGAGCCGUCGUCCCCUGGGCGAGACGUUGAUAUGAAGACAGUCACUCCCAGUGACACACUGAUUCGGCGUUCCAUUAGCCAGCAGAAGUCAGGUGUGAGUAUCACCAUCGAUGACCCAGUCCGCACAGCCAAACAACCGUCUCCUCCUCGUGGCAAGCUGUCUAACAUUGUCCAUGUCUGCAACCUGGUGAGGCCGUUUACGCUGGGGCAGUUGAAGGAGCUGUUGAACCGCACAGGGACUGUAGUGGAAGAAGGUUUCUGGAUUGACAAGAUUAAAUCUCACUGUUACGUCACAUACUCUAGUGCAGAAGAGGCGAUGGCCACUCGUACAGCGCUACAUGGGGUUAAGUGGCCCCAGAGUAACCCUAAGUUCCUUAGUGUUGAUUUCUGCACGCAAGAGGAGUUGGACUUCCACAGGGGUUUGGGUCCAGCAGGCGAAAAGCCAACAGAGGAGCCUCGUGGGGCAGUAGCUGCUGGGCCUGGCCGUCCUGUCCCCCCGCCUCUCCUACCAGAGCGUGAACAGUGGGCAGAACGAGAAAGGGAAAUGGAAAGGAGGGAGAGAACACGUGCAGAAAGGGAAUGGGACAGAGAUAAAGUGAGAGACUUCAGCAAGCCUGGAGAGGAGCGUGAAGCUGGGGCCAGAAGUUCGCGGUCACGAGAUCGUGAAAAGCGGCGCAAGGAAAGAGGGAAGAGCAAAGAGAGGAAAACCGAUAAGAAGGAAAAAGGACCAGAGGAUCCACCUGCUAAACUGCUGGAUGACCUCUUCCGCAAAACCAAAGCAGCUCCGUGCAUUUACUGGCUCCCCCUCACUGAGGAGCAGGCAGGACAGAGGGCAGCAGCUCGUGCUGAGCGCAUGAGGGAAAGAGAGAAGAGGAGGAAGGAGAUGGAAGAGGAGGAUAAGAAACGUGAGGAGGAACGGCGAGAAAAGAUGAAGGCUAGCGGGCCCGCUGGAGGGGAAGGUGAGAGAGACCGUGACAGAGAACGAGACCGAGACAGAGGUCGAGAAAGGGAGCGAGAGGGGGAUAAACGGAAGGAGGGAUACCGUAGUUUUGUUUAGCAAAUUGGAAGCUUUGUCAGGAGGUCACGAAGCCGCAGUGACCCUCCACCCAGAGAACGACGACACUAAGGGAAGUCUGGACGUUCCACUUUGUGACCCCUGUUCCUGUAUUUGCUGUAACAUCUCUAUGCCUACCUUCCUGAGGACCAACUCAGACUUUAUAAAAACACACACAUUCACACACUCUCUGCGUAAAGACACACGGGUGCACUCACACACACUGGGACCACGGUGGUGCUGUGUCUCCAUGUAGACUUGUCUCAUUGUCUCUUGAUUGGACUUUAAGACCCCUUGUGUUCAUUUCUCUGCCUCAGUGUUAAUGGACUUCCGGUAUAAGUGGGUCGGACUGCAAGACAUCCUCCAGGUUUGCUGACGGUCUCUUUCUCCUUCAGUGUAGUCAACACAGAACUGAAAGAGUGAUGCUGGAUUCAAACAGUGAUGCUCUGAAAGGCUUUGGUGUGAUUUAAGUCCUGAUCACUACUUUGUUUUCCUCUUGUUUUCCUCACAUUCCUUGUAACGUUUUAUUUGAUUUUUUUUUUUGGCCCCCUAUUUUCUGUCUUUUUACCACCCUUUUGCUGUUACCAGGUUGCCGUGGAGAAUGGGAUGCAUAUUUAACCUUUUCACAUUUGGUUUUAAAUUUUUUAAAAUUGUUUUAGCAUAAAAGCUGAUAUUUUGUUUUCUUUAAAUUUUUUGUUUACUCCUGUAAGUGAUGAAUGUACAAAUAAUAAAAAGGUUACAUCUAAGAACUGAAAA